AUGGCAGUGCUGACAAAAUCUGCGCUGCUGCGUAAAAAGAUCCUCAGCAUUGUUCCCGCAGGUGGAAGAGCUCUUGGUGCGUCAGUCCUUGGCUCCACCUACGAAUGGCGCAUGCACUCCCUCCCGGAUGUCUUCUCCGACUGCAACUGGCCAAAGGCAUCUCACAACAAUUACGGAAUUCAUCACUUGCCAGGAGGAGGGAGCCACCAUGAUCGACUUCUCAGAAGCCCAGCCGACAAGCGGACGCAUCAUCCCAUCCUUCCGAGUUCGGAAUAUUAUUCCUUCCCAAGGGCGAAGCGCUUCCCCGGAACGCAUGCCAACGGCGAGUUGAACCCGGAAGAGGUGCAGAAGCGGGCCGUUCCCGGGCCAGGCACAUACAUGAAGUCGAUCCCUGGUGGCUCAGCCUUCUCGGUGGAUGGUGGUGAGAGCGUGAUCCUGGGCGCAAACCACACCUAUCCAUGGAAGAAGUCACUGGGCAGACAGAUAAAUCCCAUUGAGUCCGACGCCACAAGCCUCCUGUCUGCACCGUGUUUCACAUUCCCAAAGACUCGACGAACUGUUUCCGACACCACUGCCGGACACGGUCUGCAGGAUGGCGGCCCUGUGAAGACGGACACCGGCUGCCUGUCACCAGGAUUCGUGUACGAACUCCACUCUACGAUGCGUCCGCUAUAUGGCCAACGCACGCUAGAUGGCACUCAGUCCUGCGUCAGGAGGAAGAUCCGCCAGCGGCUGAAGGAUGGCCACGUUAAGAAACGCGUGCGCUGCAUUCCGAUGCCUUUGGAGGCACCAGUGGAUCCGGAGUGA
Messenger RNA from Symbiodinium necroappetens, 807 nucleotides. Lineage: Eukaryota; Dinophyceae; Suessiales; Symbiodiniaceae. The record is from the annotation of a GenBank genome assembly.